Cololabis saira (Pacific saury) is the source of this 1853-nucleotide messenger RNA. It is a transcript of the gene c1qtnf2, whose product is annotated as C1q and TNF related 2. Gene Ontology annotation, molecular function: protein binding. The transcript is spliced from 3 exons. Lineage: Eukaryota; Metazoa; Chordata; Actinopteri; Beloniformes; Belonidae. Bases 119 to 1042 code for a protein of 307 amino acids. The record is from RefSeq and is a predicted model, not a curated record.
GGGCUGAGCAUUCCUCUGCACAGCUUGUCUUGAAUGUCAUUUCGAGCGUUCACUUGGAAAUCAUGUAGGAAACUUUGUGCACCUUCAUGCAGAAGAAGCGUGUGGAUAAAGCCGAAAAAUGGCCAGGGGCCAUGAUUUAUCAACUGUGCCUAGUAUGCUCCAGAUGUGUGUGAUGAUCUGCAUGCUGGCAGCUGUUGUCUCCCAGUCAAUAAACUCAACCAAGAGGGCUCGUAAUUUCCCCGUUCAGUCCUCUCAGCUAGUCUGCAGUCUGCCAGGUCCAGCAGGGCCUGCUGGGAACCCAGGAGCCCCGGGGCAACCAGGGACUAUGGGCCCCAUGGGGCCACCAGGAUUAGACGGUCCAGAUGGAAAAGAUGGAGAGAAGGGUGAAAAGGGAGAUGGAGGUGGUGCAGGGAGACCUGGGACCCCAGGUAAGCCAGGGGUGAAAGGUCGUGAAGGUAUUAUAGGCAAAGCUGGACGCCAGGGACUUAAGGGGCGACAAGGAUCACCAGGACUGGCCGGACAAAUGGGCCCAAAAGGAGAGCUGGGUGACACGGGCCCGCGAGGAGCUCCCGGUGGUUGUAACUGUGGCAGCACGGCCCGAGCGGCCUUCUCCGUGGCUGUGACAAAGAGUUAUCCUAAAGAGCGCAUGCCCAUCCGCUUCAGCCGGAUCCUGCUGAAUGAGGGAAAUCACUACAAUGCCAGCAGUGGGAAGUUUGUCUGUGCAGUCCCUGGGGUCUAUUACUUCAGCUAUGACAUCACACUGGCCAAUAAGCACCUGGCCAUCGGGUUGGUGCACAAUGGACAAUACAAGAUCAAGACAUUUGAUGCCAACACAGGAAACCAUGAUGUGGCUUCUGGUUCUACUAUUCUCCAGCUGAAGGAGUCUGAUCAGGUCUGGCUGCAAAUCUUUUACUCUGAGCAGAAUGGACUCUUCUUUGACCCUUUCUGGACAGACAGCACCUUUACCGGCUUUCUUAUUUAUGCUGAUCAGGAGUUUCUCAAUGAGGCCGAUAUGAAAGCCAACAAUAAGACUGACAGUUAAUGCUGUUAUCCCGAAAUAUUUUGUUUGCUUAAUUGACUUUAUUCCACAUCAAAAUGAGACCUCCAUAAUCUGAAGCUGCUGCGAAUUGCAGUUAACACAUUUAGACACCAGGGUGCGCACAAGGAAAGGGGAAAAAAAGGGGGGGGGAAACGCUCAACAAAGAUUUAACAGAACAAAACCUACUGUGCUGUUAUCUCACACCAAAAAGUAGCUAAAUUAACUGCCUUUGUUCCUUGAACUCAGUUUUAGGAGAUGAACUGAUGCCAACCUCUAUUUUAAUUCACAAAGAAACCCUUUGAAUGUAAUGUUGAAUUGUUUCUAUAAAACUGCAUUCUGUAGAUUGUGAUCUGUUCUGCUCUCGCUGAAGAUGAUCACAAAAGUCCAAAAGCAUAUUCUGUAUCUUGCAGAUUUAAGAUAAACUUCACCAACAUUUUAUUUACUACUAUUCUAGCCAGUGAGAGGCAUAAAACAAGAAUUUAAGGAGUAGACCGGACAAACAGGGAAGUCGACUGCAUCAUUUUCAUUGUUGUUUUGAUUGAUAUGAACCAUGUGUAAUGCCCAUUUUUAGCUUUUGCUUUGUCCUCAUAUUGUGGUCUAAGAAAAUGUAUGAUUUUAUUUUCACGAGAUACAGUUGUAAUUCACAUUACAGAGAGACCUGAGUGAUCAGACAUAAUCUACAGUGGGGAUAGAAGGCAUGUUCAUGUCUGCUGACUUAAUAGAGAAGACUGACUCAGAGUUUAAGACUUUUUUGUGAAAUAAUGUUGUGUAAGUCAAAAGAUACUUUUAAAUAAAUAAUGUUGCAUAAAAAGUU